AUGAUAUUAUCCAUGGAAGCAAAAAAAAUAUUUUUAAAAAGAGGAAAAAAAAUAAACGACAUGUAAUACAUCCUAUCAACUAAUCCUGUGCAACUCAUACUGUGAUCCUUUAAUUAUUUAUUCACAGGCGUAGGUGAACUGACUGACAGUAAUUUUUGAUUACUUUAAACAAUUCCCAAAAAAACUGUUGUUUUCCAAAACCAUUUCUUCUUCUCCUUCUUCUUCUGAUUGGUCAAUUUGCAUUUGAGGCAAAUAACAUUAACACAGACUGAAUUGUUUAUGUAUAAAAACUUGAUCAUAGAAUGAAUUUUAUCCACACACACACACACACACAAAACAAACAAACAAACAUCCAUAACAACACACUACUGAAAUCUUUAUCAAUUGAGACUAAACAAAGUUGCCUAUUGUUUUCUUUUUUCUUCUUCCAGAAAAAAAAUAUAAAUAAUUUAAUCAUUUUAAAUUAUUUUAAAACAAAUAGAGUAAACAUAAUUUAAUAUGAAAUACACAUUGGUUAGUAUGAUUUCUAUGUUUACAUUCAUUGUUCUGUUUACCAUUCAAUUACAAUCAAUAAAAAUUAAUGGCGAAAGUGCCGAUGAUCUCAAUUUUGAGAAGAAAGCUUAUCAUUUCUUUCGACUGAAAAAAUCAGAACGAUGUCUACGUAUUCCUGAUAGUAUUAAACAAAUGAUAAUUAGAGAACCUUAUAUUGUAUGCCCAGAAGAUCGUGAAUUUCUUGGAUUAUAGAAUAUUGAUCUAAUUCAUGAUCCAUUCUAUUUAUGGUAACAUCGAAAAAAUUCAAACAAAAAAUAAAGAACACAAUGACAAUGAAACAUUCGAUUUAAUUUAAUUUUUAAAAAAAAAUUAAAAAUUCGGAUACAUUUCUUCUUCUUCAUUAUUAUUAUUAUUAUUAUUAUCGUUAUUGUCGUUUUCUUUUCUUAUUUCCUUUAUUCAAUAUUUUAAACAAUACUUGAUCAUUUGAAUUCAUCAUGGAAAUCACAGUGAUGGUGUUUAAAGGAUUCAUGUAUUGAGAGAAUAAUAAUAGUAGGUACGUGAUGAAAUGACGAAUGGUUCUUUUUUUUGUUGUUGUUGUUGCUAGAUUUUUUCUAAAAUAUUCCUUUCAUAAGUAUUUCUCUUUUUUACUUUUCUUUUUUUUGUUGUUGCUGUAAUCCGAAUUUUAAUCUGACUCUAUUUAAAGAAAAUUUUGAUGAAAUCAGUAAAUAAAAUGUUUGAAAUUAUUUUCUUUUAUUUAUGUAAAGAAAGUACUAGAGAUUAUUAAAUCAAUUGAGAUGAUAAACUGAGGAUUACAUUUCAGAGGGAUCAAUGUGAAGUAUUCUAUUUAUUUCACUUAAAGUUGUUUACUUGUAUCUUCCCAUUGUUAUUCAAGACUGUAGUUGAUCAGUCACUUGUUGGCAUUUGUGCAUACCUCGCUAUAGCCUUAAGUCACAUGCUUUAUAAGCAAAGAUGAAUGGUGGCUAGCAGUGAAAUUCAGUUCGACUCGCGUUUCGUCCUACUUAGGACUCGUCAGCUGGAUGUACCUGCAUCGCAGAGUUGAUGUUCACUCUGAGACUUAAAUCCAGUACCGUUCACUUCAAAUGCCAUCGCGUUAUCCACUUAGCUACUGAGUUCCAGAGUGAAAAUCAACUUAGAGAUGCAGGUACAUUCAUCUGAUGAUUCCCAAAUAGGACUAAACGCGCUUCAAACUGGAUUCUAUUGCUAGCCACCAUUCAUCUUGGCUUAUUCUAUU
Messenger RNA from Schistosoma spindalis, 1744 nucleotides. Lineage: Eukaryota; Metazoa; Platyhelminthes; Trematoda; Strigeidida; Schistosomatidae. The record is from the annotation of a GenBank genome assembly.